Molecule: messenger RNA, 910 nt
Organism: Williopsis jadinii
Lineage: Eukaryota; Fungi; Ascomycota; Saccharomycetes; Phaffomycetales; Wickerhamomycetaceae
Gene: MRPL13
Product: mitochondrial 54S ribosomal protein mL50 MRPL13
Exons: 1
Coding region: 107-790 (227 amino acids)
Cellular component (GO): mitochondrion
Source: RefSeq, a predicted model, not a curated record
GCACUUUUUUUUUUCAGUGGUUCUUGUCCACUCAAAACAGAAAGAACGAGUGAGGGCAGAACAACAACAGACGUGCACUUAAGCUGUAUCUGACCAGGAGAACAGUAUGCUUACAAGAACCACAGUUAGACGUCUUCACACGUCACGCGUCAGCUAUGGGUUCAUGGACUGGUUCAAGAUGAAGAAGGCCGAGGAGAGAAAGCCAAAGCCAAAAGCUGAAGAUAUCAACACUGUCAUGGCGAAAGCUGAAGAAGGUGAAGUUACAGUGACCAAGAUGGACAAGAUUGAAUUCAUUGGUAAGAAGAGUAAGAAGCCACAGGAUACACGUCCAUUGGCUGAGAGAUUGAAUGGAUUCCAUAUCAAGCAUUGGAUUGCAAAGGAGAAGGUUACAGAUGAGGCUCAAUUUGCAAAGUUGAUCAUUGAUGAAUACAACAAGCUGGUUCCAAACAACGUGGCCUCUGUAAAAGAUGUUAACUUGGCCAACUUGAACUUACGAUUCCAAGUAACUAAACAAGUUCAGGCUAAGUCUGGUUAUCUGAUCCCGGAUCUGGUGUUGACGAGGGCAUCGAAUGGCCAAGUGUUGCUUGACCAUUUUGACAAGUUGAUGAACGGCACCCAGAGCAAAUAUCAUCUAACCCUAGAUGACAUUCCAGUCACAAGUGAAAACGUAUACAUCCAACCAUCAGUGACGAGCAGAGAAAGAAAGACCAAGUUCAAGAAGUUGCUGAAAGAGGCUAAAAAGGCACAAGAUGAGAAGACUGAACAACUUAUCCAAGGUGUGAGGGCAUGAAAUAUCAAGUUCAUUCCAUCCGUACAUGAGAACACGCAAAUGGAGAGAGAGAAAGAACUAACCACUGUACAUAUAUAUAUCCAUCUAUUCUUUGCUUGUAAAUUUUUGUUUUGAUCUUCA